Molecule: messenger RNA, 930 nt
Organism: Aspergillus nidulans FGSC A4
Lineage: Eukaryota; Fungi; Ascomycota; Eurotiomycetes; Eurotiales; Aspergillaceae
Product: 4-hydroxybenzoate octaprenyltransferase pkfE
Exons: 1
Coding region: 1-930 (309 amino acids)
Source: RefSeq, a predicted model, not a curated record
AUGUACUCAAAGUCCUGGAUCCUUAAUGCCCUUCCAGCACCCUUGGUGCCCUACUGCGAGCUCACCCGCGUGGGCUACCUUCCCAUCGGCGUGCUAGUUUCAUACCUCCCCGUCCUAGUCGCCAUCUUGCACGUCGCAGCCGUCGCCCGCCUUCCAUACGACAAUAUCCUUGAUUCCUGUCUCCAAUGGCUGCCCCUCUGCUACGUCUACAGUGCCUACGGUUGCGUUGUUGACGAUAUCGCAGAUCAGGACCUUGACAGGAAGGUCGAGCGCUGCCAGCACCGACCUCUGGUCCGCGGCGCUGUAUCAACCACUUCUGCGUGCCUCUUCGCAGCGUCGUUGGCCUCUCUUGCUGUCUUUCUCACAAAGACCUUCUUCCCAGACCAGCCGGCCGUACAUAUUCCCGUCGCGUUGGCAGGAUCCAUCAUCUACCCGUUCCUCAAGCGUUUCACGAACUUCGCCCUGCUCUACCUCGCCUUCUUGUACGUGGCCACAGGCCUGAACGCCUCUCGCACUAUUGGCUAUGAUAUCUUGUCUGCCCCGGACCAUCUGCUUACGUCCAACCUCCUCCUCGCGGCAGCCGUCUUCAUCGCCAACGUUUCGGUGGAGACGAUCUACAUGCACGCAGAUUUGGAAGACGACAUCAAAUCAGGCAUUGGAAGCCUCGCGGUAAAGAUCCAAGGCUACUCCAAGCCAGUCCUGUUCCUAGCGGCAGUGGCAUAUGGAUCCCUUGUGUUGGCCAGUGGUCUCGCGGCCGAGUUCGGCAAGUGGUAUUUCACUGGCGCUAUCACGUCUGCUCUGACGCUGUUCACACUUGUGGCAAGAGUCGAUCUGAAGAACGGGAAGAUGUGUGAACAGUUCUUUUUCAUGGGGAACGCAGUGCUCAUGAGCCUCCUUGCGGCCGGUUUGUAUGGGGAGUGCAUUGCCUGA